UAUUCAAAAUUGCGUAGGGGGAUUCUGGAGAAAUUUUUUUUCCAUUUUUUUCUCACGAAUGGAAAAAGGUAAUAAAGAAAAGUUGCCAGAGCUUUCGGCAUGUGCUUUCAGUUCUAGGAUAUUCAGUAAAAACUGAGAAGAAAAUUAAUUCACAUCGUGUUAGUAUUUCAUUGCUGACCUAGUGGAGGAUGACACCAAGACAUUUGUCAUAUCAUUUGUCCGGAAUUAUCGCGGAAGACCCACGACGAAACAGUGAAGUCUUCGUGUCACAUGAUAAAUGCAAAACAAAUGAAUAAACAUUUAAUUUUCUCCAAGCAAAUAAACGCAUGCGCGAUAUCACCACCUGACUUCACAUCACAUGCCCCACUCUCUUCAUUUAUUUUGUUGGUCAAUGGGCCCUUUGGUGUUAAGGUUACGUCAAAAUUCCUCACUCGAGUUGUCCCCAAAGUCCACGAGAUAAAGCCAGUCCCCCCCAGGAACCCGGUGAUGUGGGCCGACAGGAGAAUCGCGAGCUAUGCGAUAUGUCUCCUAGUGUUUCAAGUGCAACUGUCAAACAGUCGUACCUCCUGGAGGCUCAGUGCUGACGGUGUUGUGAAGGCAACACAGUUCGCCUCCUCCGUCGAGGACGAUCUCAUUUUUGAUAUUCUCGCCGCCACUGUCAGCUCCAGCAAUGGACAGGGCUGGAGCAAAACAGCGGCCUCCGAGAGCAGGGAAAAAAUCCAGGUCUACUGCAACGAGUACAACAGCUUUGUCGCGGGAAAUCCCGAUCGACGCUUGAUGUCCUACGGAUUGACGGAGCCCUCGAAUAUCACCGAUACUGUAUCUUCGUCUACUGGUGGCACGGGCGAGCCUAGUACGUGCCCAACUGGCCAGCAGUGCGAUGACAUUGUCCUGGACUGUGGUAAACCCGUGAAUUACACGUACUAUGAUAAUUUGGUGGGCAUUGCCAACAGGAAUAAGCAUCCCCUGGUACCGGAGCCACACGUUGCUCUUAUGUUUAAGAAGGGCAGCACUAAGGUCGAGGAUGUGGACAUUGAUUUGCUGGAGAGACGUCUCAAGAAGGCCAAAAGAGAGAAACCAAAGUCUGUACAAUUGUACAACCAAAUCGGUAAUUUCUGGCGCAUAAAGGGCAAUGCCGAGCGUUCGAUCGAGUGUUUCAGGAGAGCACUGGCUGUGUCUCCUCAUAAUGCCGAAGUCCUACUGAAUCUUGCAAGGGUCCUAAUGGUCCUGCAAUACCUCGACGACGCGACAUACUUAGCUAGACGUUCGUUGGAGCUGCAGCCACCAGAUCGCAAUGCCUGGGAGCAAUACCUCACUCUGGGACAGAUAUUCAAAGCUUAUGGCCACUUCCAAGAGGCGGCCGUACAUCUCCGACAUGCCCUGGAGUUGAAGCCUGAUUUGCAGGAAGCUGCUGAUGCCCUGAAGGAAGUCGAGUCUUUACCCACUGCUAGCAUACAUGUGUAUACAUUGCUCAUUAUUGUGUGUUUGGUGUUGGGGGUUCUUCUGGUCGUCCUCAGCACCAUUGACUACGACGAGAACAUAAACCUUUCAUCUGAUCAACUUCAACGGCCUGUACAGCGUCAACUAAAUCGCGCAUUGACAAUGCGAGGCCUACGGCUAAAUGUACCACGCCAUAAACGUUGUUAAUUUUUAGAAUCUGACGAUAUAAUAAUCCGAAAAGAAACAUGAUUUCAGAUAAAUAAAAAAUGAAUGAGACAAAGAACCCAAUGAAUUGUGAUAGAUCCAUGAGUAUCGAGCAGCCAUGACUCCCUAUUGAGUAUUAAUCUGUGCGAGAGUGCUAAUUCAUGCCAUUUAUUAUAAUGAAGAUCAGAAGAAUAAUACAGUACAAUAGAAUGUGAUAACAA
Diachasmimorpha longicaudata is the source of this 1865-nucleotide messenger RNA. RefSeq lists its product as uncharacterized. Gene Ontology annotation, molecular function: protein binding. NCBI's taxonomy places the organism in Eukaryota, Metazoa, Arthropoda, Insecta, Hymenoptera, Braconidae. Gene Ontology annotation, cellular component: actin cytoskeleton; cytoplasm. Gene Ontology annotation, biological process: actin filament polymerization. The transcript is spliced from 5 exons. The record is from RefSeq and is a predicted model, not a curated record. The coding region runs from base 271 to 1647 and encodes 458 amino acids.